This is a messenger RNA of Gadus chalcogrammus (walleye pollock), 3611 nucleotides long. RefSeq lists its product as uncharacterized. The transcript has 4 exons. The coding region runs from base 277 to 2634 and encodes 785 amino acids. The record is from RefSeq and is a predicted model, not a curated record. Lineage: Eukaryota; Metazoa; Chordata; Actinopteri; Gadiformes; Gadidae.
GUUCGACAAGGCGGCGCACUGCACAACCUACCCAUCCUCCCACCACUCCCAUCUGUUCUCACUGCACUGGAGAAGAGGUUCCCACACCACCUCCCACGUCUAGCUCAUCAUUCUGAGACUCCUUUGACAAAUCUGAUUGGCGCAGUAGGGCGGUGCUCUUUAAAAGAACCCUCCCAUCUAGAGCUGGGUCUCUGUGCCACUGUAGUAAGCAGAGCGUCAUUGAAGGAACAAAACUUAGAGCAGUGGAGGGCCACCAAAGAGCAUAAUGAUCUCAGGAUGCAAAGCAGAAAUAAUAAGAAUCCAGAAGAGUCCACAGCGGAGAAGGAGGAAAAUAAGGUGAAACGUGUAGAGUAUGAUAAACUAAAAUCUAAAGAGGUGACUGGUAGUGCUCAGGGAGAAAAGCAUGACAAAAGCAAUAGCUAUCAAUGUGAGAAGAAUUAUGGUGUGGUCAAAGUAGAGCAUGUCAUAACAAAACAGGUAGAAUCAAGAGACAUUGCACAAGUAGAUAUCCAAGACAGUGUGAAUCAGGAGUACUUGUUAGCGUUAGAAGUAAAGGGGAACAAGGCAGAAGAAAGCACAAGCAAGGUGAUGCCUUCACAAGAGCAACCCAAACCAAAAGAAGAUAAGGUUGGCGGUAAACCAGAAGUCAGAAUAGAUGUAGAAGGAGAAUGGAUGGAAGAGAGGGAUGUUGGCGGGAUGGCCGGGGAGGUGGAGAGCUGGGAUGUGGUGCUGAAGAUGGUCAACACCAUUUGGGAGGAUGGCUGGGCCGGAGGCAGAGCUGCAGGGCCAGUGGAGGAAGGCGACACCGGCUCCAUAUCCGGUUCCUUGCAGCGUUGGCCUCUUCUCAGACCCCCUGCAGGCUUUGGGGGCUCCCACCCAUCGUCCUCGGCUGCUUCAGAGCUCAGCUUGACCGAGCUGGAAAGGAGGGCCAGGGAGCUGGACUCAGACCUCGAGCAUCUCGACCUGUCCCUGCCCCACAGGGAAGCAUACGGUCUGAUGCUUCCCAAGCCGCAGAAGGAAAGGACUGACAUGUACCAAACGCACCCGGGGCCCCAAAGAGAGAAAGGUGCUUUUCUCACAGGUCUAGGGAGCAGGUCUCAGGUCCGUCUAGAGAUGGUUCCUACCAUUACAGAGAAGGUCAUUACGGACGUUGACACCAACUGGUCAGAAAAGUCUGAUGCUGGGGCACCUACCAUAGGCAUCAGCUCCACUAAAGAGGACAGCUCUCCAGACUCAAACCUUACCUUAGAGUCGGAUUCCAGCGGCGUCUUCCUUUCCAUGUCCAACCAGAGCCAAGACGAGAUGGGCUCUGACAGCGAUCAGCCAAUGAGUGGUUCCGACUUGGGCAGCAGCAGCACAUCAUUCGACAGAGAUGGGGAAGAGGCGGGUGCAAAAGAGUGGGGACGUGAGGAGAGUGCUGAGCUGGACUGGUGCUACCCUUCACUCCUCGACCCCUCUUCACAUGAACAUACAGCAGAGGAAGGAAAUGGAGAUGAAAACAAAAACCCAGGAGAUACAAAAAAAGAGACUGUAUCCAUUAAGACCUCAGUUCAGAUGUUCAGUUCAGUUUCGCUCCCAACAUCCCCUUCCAAACAAUUAAUCAAACAAUUCCUCAAUCCCAAUCUACCUAUGAGAAGCUCGGGAUUAGAUUGUGGUGACUUGGAUCCCUUUAUCCAAUCAGAUAGCUUUGUUUACCUUGCAGUGUCCACAAGCUCCAGCCCCCAGGCUGAGAAAACCGAAGCCAUAGACAAACCCCCCCAUGGGGCCAUCCAAGUCAUCUCAAACCAGGGACCCAGCUUGCCCCGAGCUCACGAGGACUCCUCCCCCGCACAGAAGGCUGUCGUCAAGGUGACUCAUCUUGUGCCCCAGCGUCCAGAGGGAGAAGACUUCCUGUCCACGGAUAGUUUUGUUUACCUCGCUGCUCCAGCAUGUCUCUUACUGGGCCCAGAAGGAACUGCACCCUACGGUACAAGGGACUCUGAUUCGGACAGCUCUGGAUCUGGCGCCGCUGACAUGUCGGUGCUGGGCUGCGGAUCCCUGGCCGGGGACAGCGACUGGGACUCGGACGCUUCGGACUCAUACCCCCAUCGCCCUUCUUCCAGAGUCCCCGGUGCCAGCGACAGGCCUCCGUCUGGCCCCGUCCAUCCGAAACGCCACCCCACCACUGAGCCCAGCUGGGACCUGUUCCAAGAUGUCACCGAGCCGGAAGUACUGCCUGAACUGCUCGACGAAGAAGGCCACGAAGAAAGCGACGAAGAAGGCGACGAAGAAGGCGACGAAGACGGUGCCACCAGCGGCAGCAACAACCUAAACAACAAUGUCACCACGGUUACAGUUGCGGCUACAACUAUGGUAAUAACCACCCCCGGGUUCGUCAACGAGGUGACUCCCGAGCCAGCAGACGAGAUGGCAAAAGCCGUUGCGACGUUGGAGCAGGCGUCCACCACCAAGAAGGUGACAUGGCAGUUCAAGCCGGCGCAGAGAUCUGUGUGCACAGGAAGCAGGAAAGAGAAAGAACCAUCAAGGUCGUCAUCACUGAGGUACGCCGACCAGGGACCGGAAGAGGCGCACUGUCCCUUACCAUCGUCGCCCUCUUCUUCCUCCUCACCAUCCUCAUCAUCGUCCUCUGGUUGAGGUGCAGUACAGACACAGUUUUCCUGGUCUUACUAUUGGAUCUCAGUGUGUGUAGCGGUACGGGUGUAGGAUAUCAGAAUACACACAGGCUUAAGACCCUUAUGUUGAGUUCAAAAUGUUCCAACUCGGGGAUUGACAUUUUAACUUGCAUUGCUGCAAUAAAAGAAAAGUUUCAUAUUUGAGUAUACAAAGGCACUAAAUAUAAAAAAAAAUGAAAUUUGCUGAAACAAAUGCACCAACAAUAAAUUAGCCAACUGAAUAAGGAUUUAGCAUUAUUUUUUGUAUAAAGAUGGGUUUCAGAUUAUUUAUAGUACUAUGGUUUACUGCACUUGGGAAUAUAGGGAGAAUAUUCUUCGAGGUUGCUGUAAGAAAUUAUUUCCUUUAGCAUCCAGGAAUAAUAAGUUAGUGGAAAAUAAAGGAAAGGUUUAUUUCACUAUUCAGCAAAGGCUUUUCGUUUUUUGUUGUUAUGGCUAAUGCUAACUGUAAAGCUGGGCAACGUAGAUGGUUUAUAUUUAUGGUUCAUGGUUAUGGUAUAUGGUUUGUAUCAAUGUAAAUACACAUACAUUUAUAUUGCUGCUGCUAAUUCUGUUUGUACCACUUGGACAAUGGAUAGUCUAGUUAAAUGCAGAAUGGGAUUCAAAUUUAAGUUAAUACUUGAGGGACGGACGUAUCUAACUGAUGAUUGAUUUGGCCCGAACGUCAUAAUAAUUUCAUCGACAAUGUUAACUUUAACAAAAAGGCUCCUUUUGUGGCAAAAAUAACAUAACAUUUUGUAUUUUGUAUCAUAUGAUCAGUUAUAUAUUAGCGAUUUUGAAUGUAUUACAUUUAUUAUACUCUAUCAGCUAAAUUCCACAUUUUAAAGAUCCCAUGGCAUGCUACUUUAUGAUUGCUUUUAUAUAGCUGUUAGUGGGGACCUAAUACAGUACUUUCAGCCUUGGGGCAGAAUUACAGCCACUGCGAGCCAGUCUUACAAUGAG